Cuscuta campestris is the source of this 1701-nucleotide messenger RNA. The record is from the annotation of a GenBank genome assembly. NCBI's taxonomy places the organism in Eukaryota, Viridiplantae, Streptophyta, Magnoliopsida, Solanales, Convolvulaceae.
AAGCUUUGAUCUUUUCUGUCUCUCAGCUCUCUGAAAGAUUUUGACUGCCCAUAUGCUGCAAAUUAGUAGCUUUGGAGUGAAAUGAGUAAUGAAAUGAAUGCUAAAGUUCGAACGGUUAGAUGCCCGAAAUGCCUUCAUCUUCUUCAAGAGCCUGCAGAUUUUCCUGUCUACAAAUGUGGAGGCUGUGGCACAAUUCUUCAAGCUAAGAGAAGGAAAAAUGAUAGCACUGAUCCUCAGCCCUCCUGCACUCCUGUAAAGGCAGAACAGCCUCGGAGUUCAGCUGAAAAUGAAACCAAUGGGCCCCACGAAGAAUCGUCUCUCUCCCCUGAAAGAGACGACACUUUGAAGGGCAAAACCGGCAUUGAAAGGAACCAAGACGAAAAGGAACAAUGCGGAGGCGAAAAGCUUCCUGGCUCAGAAAGCCAGGAAAGUUCGUCCCCGUUUUGCCCCUCCGGAAUCACACGCGAGCUCGAGAGCCCAGAAUCACACAAGUGUACAGAAGCAGCAGAUCAAAGCCCCGCAAACGAGAGCGUGUCAUCGGAGAACACCACGCGCAUUCGCCAUGAAAAUUCCGACAAGGAAAUUUCCCGGGGUUUGGACAGAAGCUUUUAUGAUUGUUAUGAUGGCAGUGCAUCUUCUUGUGAUGGGGAAGGAGAAAUCCUCAGUGUCGAUAAAGUCCCGUUUUUUAUGAAUUGCCAUGGAAGCCCUUCAACUUCUAGGAAAUCAGACUUCGGGCCACCGAGCAGCGGGAUCAUAGAUCCAGAGCCUGACAGGAUGGAACUCGUGAGGACGAUCUAUGAACUCGAGGACCAAAUCUGCAAAAUGCGUCUCCAAAGUGUAGCAAAUGCCAACAGAGAUCCUUUUCACAUGAAUACAAUGAAUUCCCGCGGUAGCCCUUCAACUUAUAGGAAAUCAGACUUUGGCCCAUCCAGCAGCACGGUCGCUGCUGAUCCAGCUGGACCUGACAGGAUAGAACUCUUGAGGAAGAUGAUCUAUGAACUCGAAGACCAAAUCGAGAAAAUUCGUCGUGGGAAUGGAAACUGCCUUCACAGUACAUAUCAUUCAAGACAAUCUCAAAUUCCGAGAAUGCCCUUUUCGGGAGUGGUCCAUCGUUGCUCGGCACAGCUUCCCUUUUCGGGGGAGGUCCAGCAUUGCUCGGCACAGCUGCCCGGGGGUUGCAUUUACUGUAAUACCCCUUGUUCAAGCUCACCAAGUCCUGGGCAUUCCUCUCUGAGCAGCCUGGAGAGAUUCCACCUGAGGGAGAAGUAUGCUAAAAAGCGCCAUCUUCUUCCGGUGGCCAGUGGGGCCCCCAUCAUAGCGUGCCACUACUGUUCGGAGAUGUUAAAGAUUCCAGCGGAUUUUGGGCUCUUCAAGAGAAGAUUCCACCGACUGAGGUGCCACGCGUGCAGGAACAUCCUCAGAUUCUCAGUUCAGAACGGGAAACACGUGGUCCCGCACUUCAAGGAGAUGGUAGCCCCUCCACCCAGCGAGGACGAUGACAUCAGCAAUGGGACCCCGGAAAACGUGGGGAGAGAAUCGGCAUCGCCGCUUCACCGGCUCAUGGGGUACUCCUCGGUCAGUCAAGUGAUGAAGGAAUGAGAUCCAUUCUUGUCUCUUGGGGUCUGUUUGGAUUGAGAGCUUAGUAUAUAUAUAGAAUGAUUUUUUUAAAAAAAAAAAAGUGAAUAAAGGGCUAUUGAAAUG